AUGAGGCCAAACAAGCCUGGCAAGACGCCAAAGUCUUGGCCUGGACUGUACACCGUUGUCGAAGACGAUGAAGCAGAAGUGCCACGUUCCCCCUUAAUCACCAGCGCCGACGCUUUCCACUUUCCCGCCAAUAUCCAUGAUUGGCUACCGUUCCCCCUUGUCCAUCUGGCUCCUCCACCAGCCGGAUUUGACUUUAAUCCUAUCUCUAAUCGCUUCGUUCGUGAUGCUUCUCGUCAGCCACCCCAUUUCAAUACUGAGGUUGCAAAUGAUUUAACGGGCAGGCUAAGAAGUCGACUGAUCAACUUGCCUUUGAGACCAACCUUUCCCACCAACGCCGCGGCCCUAUCCGCCGCCACGAGUGGACCAAAAGCUAGCUUUGCAACUGUUAUGGCAAACCUUCCACCCGUGUCAAGCCCACUCUUACCCUUGCCACUUGACGUUCUGGAGGCUCUGAAGACCAUCACCGGUGAUUUGGGGUUCAAGUGGUUUUGGGAGCACAAGCGUCACAACCCCUAUUCCUUGGAGGACAUGCGCAACAUGCGACUUCCCAAUGUCGUAUCCACUUGGCUUAACGAGCGCGUAAUCUCCGGCCUCACAUGGCAAUCUAUCACCAGACUGCUAUCAUGUCCGGACCUUUUCCCAGUAGGUGGCCAUUUGUACCUUACCUUACAUGAUUGA
Melampsora larici-populina 98AG31 is the source of this 678-nucleotide messenger RNA. RefSeq lists its product as uncharacterized. NCBI's taxonomy places the organism in Eukaryota, Fungi, Basidiomycota, Pucciniomycetes, Pucciniales, Melampsoraceae. The coding region runs from base 1 to 678 and encodes 225 amino acids. The transcript has 3 exons. The record is from RefSeq and is a predicted model, not a curated record.